GCGUGCUGGCGGCGGCGGCGGCGCAGUCCCGGCCCCGCACCCGCGGCGCCCCCGCUGCGGCCCGAGCGGCCUGGCUGCGGAAUCGGUGCGCAGCGAUGGCGCGGUCCCGCCGGCAGCGCCCGGGGGCCUGGGCGCCGCUGCUCUUGCUGCUGCUGGCCGGGCCCGCCGCCUGCGCCGCCAGCCCCGCGGACGACGGCGCGGGCCCUGGGGGUCGGGGACCCCGGGGCCGCGCGCGGGGGGACGCGGGCGCCGACGAGGCGGCGCCGCGCCACGACUCCUCCUACGGCACCUUCGCGGGCGAGUUCUACGACCUGCGCUACCUGUCCGAGGAGGGUUACCCUUUCCCUACUGCUCCUCCUGUGGAUCCAUUUGCCAAAAUCAAAGUGGAUGACUGUGGAAAAACUAAGGGAUGCUUUAGAUACGGCAAACCGGGCUGUAAUGCGGAGACCUGUGACUACUUCCUCAGCUACCGGAUGAUAGGGGCUGAUGUGGAAUUUGAGCUGAGCGCAGACACGGAUGGCUGGGUAGCAGUUGGCUUCUCUUCAGACAAGAAAAUGGGUGGUGACGAUGUCAUGGCCUGUGUCCAUGACGACAACGGCAGGGUCCGCAUACAGCACUUCUAUAACGUAGGCCAGUGGGCAAAGGAGAUCCAGAGAAAUCCUGCCAGAGAUGAAGAAGGGGUAUUUGAGAACAAUCGGGUCACCUGCAGAUUUAAACGCCCUGUGAACGUGCCCAGAGAUGAAACGAUUGUUGAUCUGCAUUUGAGUUGGUAUUAUCUGUUUGCUUGGGGUCCAGCCAUUCAGGGCUCUAUCACCCGACAUGAUAUAGACUCACCACCGACUUCAGAGCGUGUUGUCAGUAUUUACAAGUAUGAAGACAUUUUUAUGCCAUCAGCUGCCUAUCAGACCUUCUCCUCUCCGUUCUGUCUGCUUCUCAUUGUUGCUCUGACCUUCUACUUACUGAUGGGAACUCCUUAACCACAGCUGCAAAGCCAACAGAGGCAAUGCACUAGGAAGUCUUUAGUAUAUUUUUUAAAAACAUGCAGUAUAAUUUUGGCUUCUGUUACAUUAAAAAAAAAGACUCCUAAUUUCAGCUUUUUGGGAGAACGAGCAAGCUUCUUUUCUAAUUGAAGAGGAUUGUUUAAUAAUGACCCUUUUGGAAAGUACUUAAAGCUUUUGGAAAGUACUUAAAGCUUUUCUAAGCACUUUCAAAUAUGUUUUCUUAUUUGAGCUUCACAACAUCGGUGAGUUGGCUUGGUGAAAAUAUUAUUGCCGUUUUACUGAAUGGGAUUUGAGACCCAGGAGGGCCCCUUUUUGUGACUCUCAUUACAUGUAGUCUUGGCUACUUGGUCAGAUAACACUAGCAAGGUAGAGAAAGCUAGGCAUAGACAUCAUGUGUCUAAACAGCCUUUACUCUUCCAACUACAGCUCAAGAGAGUUACUUGGAGUAAUACUAAGGAGAGCUUGAACUUAGGAUGGCCCAAGUUCACAGUCAGCCUUUCAGGUAGAAGAACUUUUCAAAUUUCUUUAAAGCGUGAAGGGUUUUGGAUAUUUACACAGCUAAUGAGAAGAAUGAUGAUGAGAUGACAAUGAUAUAAAAAUGGUUCAUAUUUAUUUGAAAUGUCUUCUUGAUUAGUAAGUAGCUAAGAGAGAACAUUUUUUAUUGCUGUUUGGAAACGUUAGAAACGGAACUGUGAGUGUUCCCGAAGACGUAAGAUCAUGUUAAUGGUAAAAAAUAUGGGCAUUCUUAGCAGUUAGAAUUUGGACUCUUCUACCACUGUAUUUAAUAAAUUAAGGUAUUCAUUUGUGGUUAGAGCUAAUUCUGUUGUCAGAGUCAACAUAUACUGAGUAUGAUUAAGGAUGUAUUACAAUAGACUAAUAAAAUUCAAGACAUUCUGAUAAUAGAUCAACAUUUUUGGAGACUGGAAAUUUGGAGUAGAAACAUCUUCAAGAUGACAUGGCUUUUUUUUUUUUUUUUUUUUUAGAAAUUAGAAAAUAGGAAAUGACCCACCAAGUGAAUUUACCUAGAGUGUCCAUUCACACAAUUAGACUUAUAAAUUGGACUGACAGCAAAAUUUAUAAUAAUGUCAUAAUACAUUUCCUUUUUUUUCAAAGGAACCCAAUGGUCCUUUGUUUCAACUGUCUUAGUUAACAGCCCACUUAGAGGAAGAGUCUCUGGGUGGAGUUAACACGGCUGAGGCAUUUCUAUGGUAGAGUUCUGGAGUCUUCAGGCUUGACCCUGUUGCUCUAAAGCCGGCUCCAACUUUGUGGUUCUUGUGAUUAAACAACACUGGGGACUGUGAUUUCUAAUGCCAUCCUUGGAAUCCAUGUCAGAGGCGAAAGGCCAUCUGUGGGGAGAGGUUUCAAAUUUUUCUGGAACCGAACAAAAACAAGGAAAGUGUCAAGAUUCUGUGACCUUGCACAGGUUACCAUGUGCAUCUGAGGGGUGUAGGAGAAACAACCCUCAUUGCAGAUGGAGAGAGGUUAAAUGACAUCAAGUGAGUGAUGCAAUGGUUAGAAUUCGAACUCAGGUCAUCUGAGUCAAGUUCCUGGCUCUACCUGACUGCCAGCGCCUCAUAACCAAGACCUCCAGCCGUGGCUGAGGAUGGCCCGCGCAUCACCUUCUAAGCUGGAGUGAUUGUUUAGUAGUGAGGACACCGAGUACACAGGCAUCCACGUUGUAAAUAAGAAAGCAAAUAUUUUUAUAUUUCACUCUUUUAUGUGUAUAAUAUUUCAGCUAUAAAUAGGUUUAAAACUAAAGCGAGCUGAGCUAGGCUCUGUAGCAGACAGGAAAGGAAUAGAUUAAGGGAUUUUCCUUCUGCUUACUUACAUUUCAAGUCAAGCUGAUUGUUUCGUGAAUUGUUUCUACUUGGACUACCAGUUUUGCAUAUUUGUGCUUAGAAAUUUCAAUGAUUUCUCAUUUCCAUUAAUGUAAAAUGCAAACCGCUUUGAUUACCUCCACUAUCGUCACUCCUCAUUUGCUAUGUCCCUGCAAGAUUGAAUUGCUCUCAGGUCUUCAGAUCUGCUUUCUCACCUCUCAGGACAGUCCCUUGCCCAAACAUUCUCCACUUGCUGUACGUGCUGAACUCCUGUGCAUUUUCCAGGUCAUAGCAUAAAUAUUUCUUCCCCUGAUCCCCUGGACUAAGUAGGUUUAGGUUCCUGCCAAGUGCUCCCAUAGCAUACUGGGCUUCCCAGUAUCCCGGUAUUCUAUUAUUCAUCACAUUUUCCUGUAAUGGCUGGCUCGUCCUCCCUGCUAUCCCCCUAAUGCAGGGACCAUUUCUUGUUACUCACUGUAACAGACGCCACUACAUAGUAGAUACUCCACAAACAUUUGUUGAAUGAAUACAUAAAUGAAACUAUACUUCUAUGGCAAGUUUGUUUGGCUCAGAAAGUUUGUAUUUCAUAUACAUUGCCAGACUGGCCAACAUUUUUAUAUUUUUCUACCUGUGAUCAGACCAUAAAUCAUUCCUUUAGCAAACACUGAACUUCCGUCUUUUGAAACAUAAAUCGAAAGAUCUUUAGUAACAAUGCUGUUUUGCCCUGUAAAACACGGUUGACAUUUUUAACAAUAAUUAUUGUUCAGAAAUGAGAAUUCAAAGACCAGGAUGUAGACAAGCAUUUAACCAGUGUCUCAGAGGAUCGUCAAUUUGUAGACAUACUGAAGUUAAAACUCUGUAGACUCCAACUUCAUUCAAUCUCUCCUAAUACAGGAGAAUCAACUUCUAUUUUAUCUCUGUAUUCCAUUUUCUAACAUAGCACUUGUUACAGGGGAGAUACUCAACCAGUGUUGUUUUUUUUUUAAUGCCUAAGUAGAAUAAUAAUGCUAGCUACAUGUAUUUAGUGCUGUUCUAAGCACUUUAUGUGGAUUAACUCAUUUAAUCCUCACAACAACCAUAGGAAGUAGAUUGUAUUAUUAGUCCAAUUUUACAGGUGGAAAAACUGAGGCUAAGCAUUUGGCAUAAAUUGCCAGUGCUGGCAAGGACUUUAGACACCACUUUAUCCAAUGCAUUUAUUUUAAAAAGGGGCAGUUGAGACCUAGGGAGGUGAUGUGAUUUCCAUCAUGCACAUUCAUUAAAACUUUUAUUAAAUGGAACCCACUAUCCACACUUAAAUCAGCCAAGUGCUUCCCCCCCCCACCUUUUAGCAAUUUACAAUGAAUAGGAGGACUUUUUAAUAGAUACAUUUGGUUAAAGGAGGACGUUUUACUUUCUCUGAGCCUUUUCUCUUCUUAAAAACAUUUUGAUUAUUUUACCAGUCAUUUUAGUGCUUUUAAUUUUUUUUUUAAGUAAUACACAGGUUGGACAAGACUAAAAUGUAUUUGUCUUGGUUAAUUUUUAAAAGUAACUUACCUAAAACCCAGGUCUUCUAACUUGGAGUCCAGUGCCCUUCCGUUGCUCCACUGUAGUCUCAAAGAUGAAUUUGUUACAUGAUUUCAGACAAAAUACAGGAGCCAUAUUUAACUAUCUUAAUUUGGCUUUUUUCAUUAAGGAAAUCAGCAAGUUUGGACAACUCAGGGAUGGGUUUCCAUCCCACAUAGUUUUUACUUAAUUCUGUAAUUAAGUUUGCAGUCUGUAUUCAGCAUGUUGUGCUUAAGAGGUAUUACCACUGAGGUUGUGUGUCAUUCUUUCUUCUAAUCUACGGGUCAGCAAGGUUUUUCUGUAAAGGGCCAGAUGGUAAAUAUUUCAGGCUUUGCGGUCUCUUUCCGCAGUUCAUCUCUGUCGCAGACAAUGCAUAAACCAAUGAGCACGGUUGUAUUCCAGUAAAGCUUAAUUGACACUGAAGUUUGAAUUUUAUGUAACUAUUACAUGUCACAAAUAUUCUUUAGAUUAAAAGAAAAUUUUUUAAUGUGAAAACCAUUCUUAGCUUGCAGACCAUACAAAAAGAGGCAGCAGGUUGGGUCUGCCCUGUGGACGGUGGUUUUCCCACUCUUGCUCUCAGCUGAGAGACACACCCAGGUGUCAUGAGCAAUUGUGAAGGACACUGCCAGUAGUGUAUUACUGGUUGAUUGUAAAAAUAUCGACGUUAGUGAGUAAUUUGUUUGUAAAAUAAAUUAUAGUUGAUUGAUUGUUAUCUUGAUGGUACAUUCCCAUUAGAAUUUGUAUUCUAAAAAAUUUUCCAGAGUAUGAAAGAGGUGGCAGUAACGUCAGAGCUGGGUAAGCAGUAGUUCUACUUUCCCUAAGCUGUGGCAGUCAGGAGCGACUUUUACUGUUCAGUUCUUUCCAUGGAGGGGAUUACAGUUGACCCUUGAAUUCACAAGGGGUUAGGGGCACUGACCCUCUAGGCAGUGGAAUAUCCACCUAUAAUUUAUAGUAAGCCCUUCAUAACCUGGGGUUCCUCCACAUCUGGGGUUCUUCCUACUCAAAGAUUAGGUCCCACAUCCAAGGAUUCAGCCAACCUUGCAUCGUGUAAUACUGUAGUAUUUACUAUUGAAAAAAAUCCAUGUAUAAGUGGACUUGUGCAUUUCAAACCUGUGUUGUUCAAGGAUCACCUGUACAGUGUUUCAGACUAAUUUGUUUUCCUCUAGACAGUUUUGAAGGGUUAUCUAAAUCUGUUCCAUCCACAGGAUGUGAGUGUUUUCUACAUGUGACUGUAGCAUCACCUUGUAUAUCAUGAUGAAAACAUGUUUUAGAACCACUGCAAUAGGCCAAAUGCUGAGAUGUGUAUACUUCGCUGUAUAUAAUUGUGUUGUAUGUCCUUGUCCUCUCAACAGAAUUGGUUAUGUUUAGUGAACAGUUUGAUUAUUCUUGGUGUGUUUGUAUAUAUAUAUUUGUACAUACAUGGUGAGCUCUGUAUGUAUUUAUACAUAAAUGCCUAUAAAUACACAUACCAUGACCAUUUGGAGGUCUUUGUCAGGAUCAUUUCUAUUUCUGAUCUCUUAAAUACUUUAAACCCCAAGAGAUAAAACAUUGUGUGUAUUACAGGCAAAACUACCCUCAAGUUUAUAGUAAUUUAGUUUGUAGAGAGGAUUCCUGGAUCCUUUAUUAAGUCUUGCCUCCUCUAUUCAACAUUAUAUGACUUGUUAAGAACAUAUAAAGUAUCACAGUUGGGUGUGACUUUUUUAUACCGUUAGUUAAGAAACUAAGACUAGUGUUAACUGGGUAAAUGGCAUGUUGAUGCAACCUGUCCAUGUUGUAUAUUGUGUUAGAUUCUUUAUUCAAUAAUUCAGUUGUUUAGUUUCAAGUUGGACUUGGUUGUUUUUAUAUUUAAUAGAUGACCUGAGAAUAAGUUCCUUUUCAUGAAAAUAGUGACUAUUAAUGUGAUUUUAAAUAUGACUAAAAAUUUAAGUGAGUCAUCAGGCUCUUGGGUUUUUUCACUAAACUAUACUGAUAUUUGACUGAUGUUUUCCAUUCCCCCCUGGAUAUUGGCUAUUCGGCAGAUAGCUGUUCUGUCCAUUUGUCUGGAGAGCAAUCGAUUCUUUAGGGUUACGGGGUGCUGUGGUGGUUGUGGCAUUCACCCAGAUCACUAAAGCCGUUACCAUUUCAUCAGACAGAAUGUCCUGGCUGCCUGGAAGAGUAAAUGCAGCUUCUCCACAUGCCUUAUUCCCCCAGAUGCGCUGAUAUGCUGGAACAAUCUGGCUCCAGGAGUAUUAAUACACUUUUUUUGAGACUGUCUAUAAAAUACUAUUUUGUAAGAACUAUGCCUUUAAACAGACGUUGAUGGGUUAUAUUUGUUUUAUAAUAAUUGUGUAUCUAAUGUUCAAUUAUGAUUGAUUUUGAGAUUUAUGUAUAUUUAUAAGCCUGUCCUGUGUGAAUUUUUACUCCAAGGUGUGUGGUACUUUCCUAAUAAAGACAUGGAUUUCUAUUUAUGUAAAGUAAUUGUAGCAAUAUUCCUAGAUGCUACCUAAAUGGUUGUUCUGCCCAUCUGCCAUCACAAAUACUUCUAUCUUUAGGGGAUUAUGUUACAGUUAGAAUAUAUUAACUAGA
Camelus dromedarius (Arabian camel) is the source of this 6922-nucleotide messenger RNA. It is a transcript of the gene FRRS1L, whose product is annotated as ferric chelate reductase 1 like. The record is from RefSeq and is a predicted model, not a curated record. The transcript has 5 exons. Gene Ontology annotation, biological process: regulation of postsynaptic membrane neurotransmitter receptor levels; regulation of glutamate receptor signaling pathway. Bases 96 to 977 code for a protein of 293 amino acids. Lineage: Eukaryota; Metazoa; Chordata; Mammalia; Artiodactyla; Camelidae.